AUGUCGCGCCGUCUCAUUCGCAGAAAACCUCUUGGGGAUCGCAUUAAAGACUGGCUUCACCCAGGCGACUUUUUGCUAUGGCUUUCGGAAGAAAUCGAGACACGAGACUGGGAUUCCAAGCAUGUAGCAAGUCCGGUUGCUUUGGGUCUCCACGUUGCUCUCUUAAUUGCAAGAGCAAAUAGCGGAAGUUCGGGAAAUAAGGGCAGUGAUGAUGUUUUUGGCGAUGACAAUUCUGGUUCGGGCUGGUUAAGCUACAUUUCCACGUUCGUUCUCUACAUUCUGACGGGCUUUUCUGUCCUUAAUGCCUUUUACACCUUCCUUCGAGUAAGACACUAUCGUCUGUUCGAGAGACCUAUUGACGCACCGCAAACGACACCUUCCCAACGUCGUGUUCGAAUCGAUUCAUCCCCGGUUUCCUCGUCUCCUCUUCGAUUCCUCACAAAUAUAAUCGGGGCAGAAACUGCUGAGUCAAGAGCACAUCCAGAUGCAAGUCGAGAUGUCUGGGAGAUGGCUGUUUGGGAUCCCUUGCCUGUGUGCCUGAGUCUGUUCUGCCUCUUCAGUCCAGGCCAUGUGCUGGUAUACUGGCUGUUUUUGCCAACCUUGUCUUCCGACCCGAGACCCAGCAUCACUGUCGUUACAGCGUUGUUCCUCCAAAUUCUGAUGUCGUCCCAGUUGACAAUUCUGCGAAUGUAUUUUUCACAGCAAGAGAAAGACUCUGCUAUCAUUCAGCAAGAGGUUAUAAGCGAGUAUGAUAUCAAGUUUGUUCAUCCACGGUUGAAUCCACUGGUCCGUGACGUUGGGACGCAAUUCUAUGGGCCUAAUAGCAAUGAAGGGGAAGAUGGUGAUGUUGACGCAUAUACACCCGCUAUCACUCUCAAACGUGGAUUUCGAACGAACCCAAAUCCAAACUAUGCCAAACAUGUGGACCCGGACAAUACAGAGUCGUUCAAUAGAUCCGGACGUUCCCAGUCUCCCUUUUAUACACCCUCAGCCUACAACUCGCGGAAUCACAGUGCUCUAGCGAGCAUGACACCAAAACAACCGCUGCGUCAACCUCAAUUCCGUCAAAGCAUGGCAGACUCUGCUUCCACGGGCGUGAGUACAGGUGACGGGGGAAGCCUAGGAGUCUUCAGUCAUGCCAGGUCUCCUCUUAAGAAGGCUACUAGUAUGUAUGAUAUGCAGGCACGUGAAGCCCCAAGGAAUUCUGCUGAAAUGGCAGCACGGGAGCAAGGAGAAAGGAGUAGAAGUCCCACCAAGAGGAGAUUAAGCGAAGCCCAUCGUUCAUUUCUUGGUCUCGAUGAUAACAGGAGGACGUCUUCUCCAGCUAAUUUAAAUAAGCCAAAGCCUGGCCCUGCGCAGUACAGCAGGAUGCCGUCUAGGUUUUAA
This is a messenger RNA of Glarea lozoyensis ATCC 20868, 1386 nucleotides long. RefSeq lists its product as uncharacterized. NCBI's taxonomy places the organism in Eukaryota, Fungi, Ascomycota, Leotiomycetes, Helotiales, Helotiaceae. The record is from RefSeq and is a predicted model, not a curated record. The coding region runs from base 1 to 1386 and encodes 461 amino acids. Gene Ontology annotation, biological process: regulation of exit from mitosis; maintenance of rDNA. The transcript has 2 exons.